AUGGUUAUUCUCAGUGAAAUUGUAGAAGGAUCCGCAACUCACACAUAUGAUGUAUUUCUAAGUUUCAGAGGAGCCGAUACUCGUAAUAGUUUCACCGAUCACCUCUACAACGCCCUGAUUGACGCCGGUAUAAAUACCUUUCUAGAUGAUGAAGAGAUCGAAACCGGAGAAGACCUGAAACCUGAACUGGAGGAUGCCAUCAGAUCAUCAAGGGCUUCUGUGAUAGUGCUGUCCGAGAAUUACGCUACUUCCUCAUGGUGUCUUGAUGAGCUGGCAUUGAUCCUUGACCAACGUCGGGUCUCUGACCAGAUUGUUAUACCAAUCUUCUAUCAUGUUGAUCCCACUGACGUAAGGAAGCAACAAAACAGCUUCGGAGAUGCCAUGGGGGAGCACAGACGGAAGAAGAUGGAGGCCGGAACAAAUGCUAAAAAAAGAGAUAGAUGGGGUCAAAAGAUGGAUGGGUGGAAGAAUGCACUCACAGAGGUUGCCAACUUAAAAGGGAAAGACGUCAAUGGCAGGAAAGAGUCAGAUUUUAUUCAGGAAAUUGUUAGCGAAAUCCUUCAAAGUUUAGGUGUACACUUAAGUGAUGCUUUGCCACUCCUGAUUGGGAGAUACCAUCACAUUGGAAAAAUCACAUCAUGGUUGACUGAUGGUUCCUUCAAUCAUAAUGCUAACGUUCUCACAGUUUUAGGCAUGAGUGGGAUUGGGAAGACAUCUUUGGCCAAAUAUGUCUUCCAUCUUCACUCUCGUAAGUUCGACAAGAGCAGCUUUCUUGAAGGUAUCAGUCUAAGAUGUACCGGAAAAUUUAAUGGAUUGGUUGAUGUACAAAAGCAACUUUAUGAUGACAUCUUAAAAAAGAACAAACCACCAGUUCAUGAUUCUUGUGCAUAUACCUCUAAGAUCGAGAAAGUGUUAUCUCGUGUGAAGGUGUUGCUAGUCCUUGAUGAUAUCGAUAGUGUUCACCAGUUGGAUGCGUUGCUCGGAAACAAAGGUCUUCAUCCAGGUAGCAAAAUCAUAAUAACAACCAGGGACAUGUCGUUGACAGAGAGGUGUGCAUUAUUCAAACCGGGUUUUGAACCCACGCAUACAAAGCUCCUUAUUGAAAGCUUAUAUAGAUUCGAAGCAGUGGAGCUAUUAAGUAUGCAUGCAUUCAAUUGCAAAGAUCCCAAAGAAGGCUAUGAAGAGGUUGUAGAGAAGCUUCUCAAGUACUGUGAAGGACAUCCGUUGGCUCUUGAAGUUCUUGGCAAGUCCCUACGUAAUCGAGAUAUAGCUUAUUGGGAAGCAUGCGUAGAUAACUUAAAGAAAGGAACUCAUUCGGGUAUAAGGAAGGUCUUGCAAAUGAGUUACGAUUCCUUGCCAUUCCCAAAUGAUAAGGAAUUGUUCAAGCAUAUCGCUUGUUUUUUUGUUGGAUUAGAUCGAGAGAUUAGUGAGAAAAUACUAAUGUCAUGUGAUAUAAACACAACAUCUGGAAUCCCAAAUCUCAUUGAGAGAUGCCUUCUUAGUGUUGAUCAAUGGGAUAACAGCUUAAAGAUGCAUCAAAUGAUUCAAGAGAUGGGGAAAGCUAUAGUACGUGAAGAAUCACCCGAUCAUCCAGGGAAGCGUAGUCGGUUGUGGUGUCACGAUGAGUCAUUGAAAGUGUUAAAAAGAAAAAAAGGUACUGAAAAUCUGAAAGGCCUUGUCCUUGACACAAGAAUGCUUGAGAAAGAGAAGCCUUUUGAUCUCAAAACAGAUGCCUUUAGAAAUAUGGAUAACUUAAUGAUACUACAACUCAACUAUGUGCAACUCAGUGGGUCUUACGAGGAUUUUCCAGAAGAACUAAGAUGGUUGCGUUUGCAUGGGUUCCCUCUAAAGUUUAUACCUUCAGACAUACCAAUGGAGAACCUGGUUGUCCUCGACAUGUCAUACAGCAAAAUCGAAUCAUUUGGAACUUACCGUACUGAUUGUUACCCUCAACCACUUGAGGGCGGGCAAAAGCUCACUCCUUUACUUGAGCAGUUGAUAGGAUCAUGUUCAGAAGACAAAAGAAUCCUUGGAUCAUUGAAGAUUCUUGAUGUGAGUUUCUGUGAACAACUUGAUAAACUCGGCGGCUUUUAUGAACUCCCUACACUUGAGAGGUUAAUAGCUAGAAAUUGCAUACGUUUGAUUAAGAUUUGUGAAUCACUUGAGGAAUGUAUUGAACUUGUCUACAUCGAUCUUAGCUACUGUGUGAAGCUAGAAAAGCUUCCAACAGCAAUAGGUAAGUUGAAGAAUGUUGAAACGCUGUUGCUAGAUGGUUGUGAUACCUCUUCUUCCAUUAUGGAGGAAGUUCCAAGUCAUUUGAAUUUCAACGUGAUUUCCUUACUGAGUUCGUUAGUAAGGUUAUCACUUGCAAAUAAUAAUUUGUCCAACGAAUCCUUUCCGAUGGACAUGAGUAGCCUGUCAUCGUUAAAGUACUUAUGUUUAGAUGAGAAUCCUAUCGUGUAUAUGCCUAGUUGUGUAAGAAGCCUUUGUAUUCUUGAGGAGCUUCAUAUGAGAAACUGUAAAACUUUGAUGACAAUCGAGCAUCCUCCAACUACGCUAAAACGGUUAUAUUCACAUUCAGAUAAGUCUAUGUUACAGAGAAUUAUAUUUGAUCCAGAUAUGUCUCCAAGCCGUACAUUUAUGGGUACAUCGCGACCUUGGUCAUAUGAAAUAGAAGGGAUGGUGAAAGUCCAAGCACUGGAAAGUGUUGAGGAAAAGGUAUUAUCUACUUUGGGCUGGACUCACUUAUUUGAAUUUGACUUCCUUAAGAAAAGUCACGUUGUAACUUAUCGUCGUCUCCGUGGAAGAGCAAAGGAAUAUCAAAUCCAGAUGUAUUAUGAAUUUGGGAUAUUCAGCACUUUUUAUGGAGGGCAAGGGAUGCCAGAUGGGAUUAGUUGGAAUAUACGGAGCCCGCCUUUGGAAGUUGCAGGAGACUUUGAUAUAUCCUUUACAGUUCCUUCAUCUCCUAAAAAGCAGCAGCUCAGAGGUCUGAAUUUAUGCUACGUGCAGAGGAAGGAGGACUAUGGACAAAACUCCCAAGAGCUCUUCAAGAAAUAUGGAUAUCCGCUUGACGGAUUGUUUUAUCCGCCAGUGAUUGAAAUAAGGAAUAAAACAAAAGGCCUCACCUGGAUAUACAAGCAUUGUAUUGGGGGAUUUGAUGUAGGUGGAGAAUGGUUAACGUAUAUAAGCUACUGGAUGUUUGGGAUGAAUGAAAUGGAAGCCGGAGAUGAAAUUAUUAUUACCGAGAAAAAAGGCUGCCAACUUGACCAGCGUACAGAGAACUGUGGGGUGAAUUUUGUGUAUGAAGAUGAUCAAGGAACCAUGGAAAAUGAUGAAAGUAUGGAAUAUUACAAGUCAUGGAAUCACAUCAUUGGUGGCGAUCUUUCGGCUUUUGAAACGACCACUGGAGAAUACGUCCUAUAUCACCCGCAAAUUUCACGAUCUUCUAACAAGUACCCGCCCAUUUACUGGGGUAAAUAUGCAUGCGUAAAAUAUAAAGAAGCGACCCUUCCUUUUAGAGCUUUCUCCAAGAGGAAAAUUCCUAAGUAAUUAAAUAGUUGGCGGCAUCCAGAGGUGUAUAUGUUCAUGAUUUCGAUUUCCAAAGUUCAUGGUUUCGGGAUAAAAGGAGUUACCAUGCAUCAUCUAGGAACACAUCGACUCUUCGAAAUGGCAACAUUAUACAUAUGCAUGGAAAUGGCAAAUUUGGUAAUGUGUAGCUAGCUAGUUUAAUUGUUGUUUGUUCGUUAGGACAUGAUCUCGAUCAGCUUACGUACAGCUUGUAGGCCGGGGGCUGGUCCUUUUCUUUUUUAAUUAUUGUGGUUUGUAGUUAUGUAAACAGACGUACUGUCGUAUGUUAUACUGUUAUGUAACCUAUUGAGUCCCGCUCGAGGAAGACUCUUCCUUAUAUAAUUCACAAAGAAAUUUUGUAUUU
Molecule: messenger RNA, 3931 nt
Organism: Erigeron canadensis
Lineage: Eukaryota; Viridiplantae; Streptophyta; Magnoliopsida; Asterales; Asteraceae
Product: disease resistance protein RUN1-like
Exons: 6
Coding region: 1-3549 (1182 amino acids)
Biological process (GO): signal transduction; defense response
Molecular function (GO): ADP binding
Source: RefSeq, a predicted model, not a curated record